Molecule: messenger RNA, 1107 nt
Organism: Papaver somniferum (opium poppy)
Lineage: Eukaryota; Viridiplantae; Streptophyta; Magnoliopsida; Ranunculales; Papaveraceae
Product: F-box protein PP2-B10-like
Exons: 1
Coding region: 1-1107 (368 amino acids)
Molecular function (GO): protein binding
Source: RefSeq, a predicted model, not a curated record
AUGGAAAGAGCGGGGAAAGAAGAGGUGGUGGUGGAAAAAUCAGAAGAUACUAACAAUAAUAUCGAAAGACUACCAGAAGGAUGUGUAUCUGACAUCCUAUCCCUAACAACACCUGCAGAUGUGUGUAGGUCUAGUCUUGUUUCAACUCUUUUUAGAUCUGCAGCUGAGUCAGAUGCUUUUUGGGGGAAAUUUCUACCUGCCGAUUAUGAAAAGAUCAUUUCUAGAGCGUCGAAUCCUAUUUCAUCAGCUACACUAUCUAAGAAAGACUUAUUUUAUCGCCUAUCAGAUAACCCACUUCUUAUUGAUGGUGGUCUUAAGAGCUUUCAGUUGGAAAAAUCUAGUGGAAGGAAAUGUACUAUGCUUGGAGCGAAGGAGCUUGCAAUUACUUGGGGGGACACUCCUCAGUACUGGUUUUAUCGAGGGUGCGCUGACUCCAGGUUUGCUGAGGUGGCCGAACUGCGUUCUGUAUGGUGGCUUGAAAUCCGUGGGAAGCUGGAAAUCCAAUUGCUCUCCCCAAACACCUUUUAUGUAGCUUACCUUGUGCUAAAGUUGAGAGAUUAUGCUCAUGGAUUUGAUGAUUACGAGCCUAUAAAGGCCAAAGUCGAAGUCAUUGGACAAGCUGGUGGUGAUACUAGUUUCUGUAGCGAAGAGAGACUUAUCUACUUAUAUGCUGGUGGUGGAUAUUCUCCUCCAGAUCCGUUGGAGCUUGAAUAUUUUGCACGGGAGAGAGGAGACGGAUGGAUGGAGGUUGAGAUGGGUCAUUUCUAUAACGGAGGAGGAGUCAAAGAGGGCGUGGAGGUGCAUAUGUCCGUGCUUAAGACUGAGAGAGGAGUACACAAGCGUGGCCUCAUUGUCCAAGGUAUGGAACUUAGACCCAAGGUAGACACAAAUAGUCAUCCUAACCCAGAUCCAAAUGAGCUCAGUUCUAGCAGAAACAGGAGUAGGAAGGACAGAGGUACCAGAAGACGAAGAGGAGGAAGAAUAACUAUAUCAUCAUAUACUUGUGCUCAAGUAUCGACUUCUGCAGCAUCUACAUCUCAAGCAUCAACUGGAUCAAGAGGAGGCAGGGGAUCAAGGGGAAGAAGAGGUGGAAGGGGAGACAGAUGA